GAGGCUAACCAGCAGGGAGGCAGUGCCGGCUCCGGGCGGCAGGGGGCGCCGCCGUGCGGCCGCGCCGACCCCAGUACCGAGCCGCCGCCACCGCCUGGCGCAAUCCGUCCGCCAUGCGCGCGCUGCUACCGCUGCUGAGCGUCGUCCGAGGGUGGCGCGUGGGGGCCGCCGCCCGCCCUCCGCGUCGCGUCAUGUCCCUGUACCUCACUGAGGAGCGCGGUCUUCCCCACUCGGAGGACUACCGCCUGUUCUUCAGGUCUGCCUCUGUCUCCCGGAUUGAACGCAUGGGCCUCUUCAACUGGCAAACUUCCUGUAGUUGUAAUGCAUCUGAGAGUGUAGCUGGUCACUACAUUUCCGCUUUCCAUGACAUUCCUCUGAAGGUGGAUUCUCCUAAGGAAAAUGGCACUCCCAGAAAGAAAGCACGAAAUGAUGAAUAUAAGAAUUUGUUUAAUAUGGUUGUGGAAAUACCUCGGUGGACAAAUGCCAAAAUGGAGAUUUCCACCGAGGAGCCAAUGAAUCCCAUUAAGCAAGAUGUAAAGAGCGGAAAGCUACGCUUUAUACCAAAUAUCUUCCCUCACAAGGGCUAUAUAUGGAAUUACGGGGCCUUCCCUCAGACCUGGGAAGAUCCAUAUCAGAAGGAUAAGGAUACAAACUGUACUGGAGAUAACGACCCCGUGGACGUUUGUGAAAUAGGCUCCAAGGUUUUAUCCCGUGGAGAUGUGAUUCAGGUGAAGAUCCUUGGAAUUUUGGCACUUAUCGAUCAGGACGCCACAGAUUGGAAAAUCAUUACUAUCAAUGUGAAUGAUCCUGAAGCCGAAAAAUUUCAUGAUAUUGAUGAUGUUAAGAAGUUCAAACCAGGUUACUUGGAAGCCACUCUUAAUUGGUUUAGACUUUAUAAGGUACCAGACGGAAAACCAGAAAACAAGUUUGCUUUUAACGGAGAAUUCAAAAACAAGGCUUUCGCUAUUGAAGUUGUUAACAACGCACAUGAAUGUUGGAAAGCAAUGCUCAUGAAGAAAUGUGACCACGGAGCUAUCAGCUGCACAAAUGUGCAUGUGUGUGAUAGCCCUUUCCGUUGCUCGCCAGAGGAAGCAAGAUCAUUAAUUGAAUCGGUCCCAGCACCUUCAAUGAGUAAAGAAGUCAGUAAAGAAGAAGAAAGGUGGCACUUCCUCGACUGAUGGGGUCACUGGAGGUUCUGCAUCAAGAUGUCAACCUCUGAGGACCCCUAAGGCUCCUUUUCCCUUAAUGCUCUUGAGACACAAGCUGAUUUCCAUUUGAUGACUUCCUGUCAAAGCAUCAUUGUUCUAAAACUUUUGAAUAAACUUGUAAAUAAACACUGACAUUUUGAACUUC
This is a messenger RNA of Microtus oregoni (creeping vole), 1353 nucleotides long. It is a transcript of the gene Ppa2, whose product is annotated as inorganic pyrophosphatase 2. Lineage: Eukaryota; Metazoa; Chordata; Mammalia; Rodentia; Cricetidae. Gene Ontology annotation, biological process: phosphate-containing compound metabolic process. Bases 114 to 1178 code for a protein of 354 amino acids. The transcript is spliced from 13 exons. Gene Ontology annotation, cellular component: cytoplasm. The record is from RefSeq and is a predicted model, not a curated record. Gene Ontology annotation, molecular function: magnesium ion binding; inorganic diphosphate phosphatase activity.